Molecule: messenger RNA, 998 nt
Organism: Pseudogymnoascus verrucosus
Lineage: Eukaryota; Fungi; Ascomycota; Leotiomycetes; Thelebolales; Thelebolaceae
Exons: 2
Coding region: 1-993 (330 amino acids)
Cellular component (GO): cytosol
Molecular function (GO): hydroxypyruvate reductase [NAD(P)H] activity; NAD binding; glyoxylate reductase (NADPH) activity
Source: RefSeq, a predicted model, not a curated record
AUGGUGCAACCACGUCCUUUAAUCCUCUUUUUUAACCCUGUUCGCCACGCUCUUGCCGACUAUCAGGCACUGGGAAAGGUAGCGGACACACAGACGGUUACAAGUAAAUCCCGAGAAGAGUUUUUCCAGGACCUUAGUACGAAAUAUCAAAGUGCACAGGUCAUUUAUCGCACAUCGGCUAGUGGAGCAGUCGCUGGCAACUUCGAUAAGGCCUUCAUUGACCGCCUUCCAGACUCUCUUCUAACCAUAUGUCACAAUGGUGCGGGCUAUGAUCAAAUCGACACCGCAGCAUGCAAGGCUCGAGGUAUCACCCUGACCUAUGCACCUGAUCCUGUUACAGAAGCCACUGCAGAUCUCACCAUCUUCCUUCUUUUAGGAGCCCUACGACAGCUAAACCCUGGUUUGCUGAGACUCCGCCAAGGGAAUUUCAAGAAGGACGUCGGUUUCGGUAAUGAUCCAUCAGGAAAGACCUUAGGCAUCUUAGGCAUGGGCAGGAUCGGUAAAGCUGUCGCUCAAAGAGCUAGGGCAUUUGGGAUGAAUAUCAUCUAUUACACUCGCACAAAGCCUACGACGACCGAGGCCGAAGAAGGUACUUAUGUAGGCUUCGAUGAGCUUCUGAGCACGAGCGAUGUCAUCUCAGUACAUGUUCCUCUAUUCGCUGCGACGAAGCACCUGAUUAGCAAGCCCGAGAUCGACAAGAUGAAGAAAGGAAUAGUUAUCGUUAAUACGGCUCGCGGUGCCAUCAUCGACGAAUCUGCCAUGGCGGAUGCGUUAGAGAGCGGCCAUAUCACUAGUGUCGGUUUGGACGUGUAUGAAAAGGAGCCUAUCGUGAAUGAGAAGCUCAUAUCCAACGAACGGGCACUUCUUGUUCCCCAUCUUGGCACGCAUACGACUGAGACGUUAGCGAAGAUGGAACGGAUGGCGAUGGAGAAUGCAAGAAGAGCCAUAAGUGGUGAACAGCUCUUGACACCGGUGCCCGAACACUGCAAUUAGACACA